UACAAUGUUAAUGUGAGAAAUGACAUGAACAAUUGGAUAUAAUCCAUGAAAAAGAAAUGACAUGAAAAACGAUCUGUUGUUUGUUAUUAUUUUUGGAAGGCCUUAAUCUUUGUUGUCAACUCAAGCUAUCAGCUUUUGAUUUAAUGCACCCGGUGUCAGCACAGUAAUCCAUUGUCUGUCUGACUUGCGUUAUCUUUCUGUGGUAGGCUAUUAUAGUGUUUCUCCACAUUCACACCGUCUGCUUCGACCCCCUUUAUAAAACAAAAGGCACACAUUAAAAUCCCUCCAUUCAAGGACAUGGUACUCUGAAGCUAUUUUGGCAGCCUGUUUCCUUCAGGAAUGCAGAAGUUGUGUAUAAAACUCGUUUCCAUUGUUGAACCUCUCCCAAACAAGGACUUGACACGGUUGUGACUAAAAGGAAAUGGGUGUGAAGAUGUGCUUUUGGCCGUUAUUGCUUCUGCCGCUGACGGUGGUCACAGGGCCACUGGGUAAUGCAGAGACAGAGCUUAACCCAAGCGAGGACUUCAUGCCAGUCCAGUCACAGUCAGGACAAAACAGAACUGAAAGGGAAACGCAUGUGCGCUCUGGAGGUCCUGCCAAUUGCAUGCUUUCUCCCUUAAAGCAACUUUUGGAGGACAUGCCAUGUGUUGUGGAGAAACAGCAUCACCCUGAUGCACUACGUGAGGUCCUCCUUGCUUUGCAAAAUGGCUGGAGUAAGGACAGUGAGCUGGUGAAGCAGGAAUUAGCUCAGUUUGGAUUUUGUUCACAUUACGAUGGUGUGCAGUAUUCACAGUUUUUAUCACGAAUAAUGCACAUGGUGCAGGAAGGGAAUAAUGGCCCAGAAUCUUUGCGCAGCAAAAAAGAACAUUGGGAUGUUGAAGAGGACGGGACUUUCACAGUGACCCUACACUUUGCAGAACCUGGGAAGUGUUAUCAACAAACCACACUGGCUUCCAUGAUGCUCCUGUUUUUUAUUGACUCCUGCAACACAGAUGAGUUGAAGAUAAAAUUCAGCAGUCAUGUCCUUCAUCCAAACAACCAGACAGUGUGUGUUUCUCAGGCAACACAUUUCCUGGUUCUUACAGGAGUUCAGACCGAGAGCUUGAGUCUUGAGCAUAUAAAACUGAGGAUGGAAGUUCAGCAUGACAGUGGGAAGAAAAUAGGUUUGUCUGAAUUUCAGGCCAUCAUGGAUCGGAGGAACACCAGGUCCAAUAAUACACAGAGUCCGGUGAUUCUUUUGUUUCCCAAAAGAUCUGACAGUGAAAAUGUACCUCAUUCAAAUGGAACAUUUCUCUUCUUGUGUGAACUACAGAAGUUCUUAAAUGAAGUCUCCCCUGAAGGAAAUCCACUACUUGUACAAGAUGAGGUCAGGACAGUCAGCCCCAGUGUUCUUCACUCUCUGCCUCCUUUAACUCUUGGAGUGUCUUCAAGCGAGUCCCUUCUUCUUGAGCUUGUCAAUUCCUCAGGCCCAACUGUGUUCUACUUCCCCCGCCAGAGCUUGGGACUGAGGACCCACCGAGUGGAGCUGGCCCUAAAGCCAUCACUGCUCUCUGUGCUGAAAUUAAAACUAGAUGAGGCUUUAGCCCAAGUGCGGAUGGAAGAAGUUGGACGUGGUGCAAUAGAUAAGCUGCAGAUUCUCCGUGUUCUCAGUGCACUUCCUGAAGAUGGAGAAGAGCUGGAAACAGGUUUGGAGAACCAACGUGAGGUCCAGUACAGAGCCCUCUUACUGCUGAAGGCCUUACAGUCUGUGCUGAGUCUUUGGGCAGUAGAAAGAGCGCAGAGGGCAGCCCGAGCUGGCCAGGAAGGACCCAGGCUUAGUCAGUGUCACCUUGAGAGUUUCACUGUGUCUCUGGAGAAGUACCUUUUGGAACCUGCCACGGCCAACAUUAACAACUGUGAAGGAGCGUGUGGUUUCCCCCUGAUCAACGGUAACAACCAUGCCAUCCUACUGAACAGCCACUUCCAGAGUGGACAGCCUCUAAAUCGUACACUCUGCUGCGUGCCCGUGGCAUAUGAUGACCUGUGUGUGAUUGAGCUGUACAGUGACUCCACCACCAUUUCUUACAAAACCAAUAUGGUAGCUAAGGAGUGUGGAUGUCGCUGAUAAUAUCAGUAAUGAUAUAAACACAUAUGUAUAUUAUAUAUAUGAUAAAGAUGCCUCACACAUUACCUUAUAUUUCAUUUAUUUUUGCAAGUGUGCACAUUUUUCUCAAAAAUACAAAGUGCAGACCUGUAAGCUACUGCUAUACUCUUAGACAGGCAGAGCAUAUCCAAUCUGUCAGUCAGGAGAAAGUGUCAGAAGCACAGCUGUGCAGUGACAUUUACCUCUUCUGAAGGUAAAACAUCAUGUGUGGAUUUGCCCAGUUGUGUUUCCUGCACACACUGAUACGGUCUAAAGUCCAGAGUUUCUGCUUUCUGAGGUGAAUGAUGAUAUAAAGUACUAGUAUUAUUUACAAGAGUGAUAUUGUUGAAGAAUUUUUCAAAUUCAGGAAUUAGAUGUACUCAUUAGACAUCGCAUAAGACUUUUAGCUAAACCAUUUUAGUGUGUAUAAUAAGUCAACAAACCAAAAUAAUGAUGCAAUAAUUAUCAAAGGCUACAACUAGACAUUUAUAAAUGUCGAAGUGAUUUGUGUUCAAAUUUAGUAACAUCAGUGCUUGUGCAUGCUUUUGAAUCAACUACAUAUGAUAAAUAGCACCAAGAUAACGUAUCUAAAUGUCUCAUUUGUUAUGUAUUUAUAGGUUUUGUAUAUCUGGAGAUAUCAGCAAUAAACAAAAAUAUAUCACAUUGUCCUUA
This is a messenger RNA of Pangasianodon hypophthalmus (striped catfish), 2794 nucleotides long. RefSeq names its product anti-Mullerian hormone (gene amh). The coding region runs from base 422 to 2104 and encodes 560 amino acids. Lineage: Eukaryota; Metazoa; Chordata; Actinopteri; Siluriformes; Pangasiidae. Gene Ontology annotation, biological process: gonad development. Gene Ontology annotation, molecular function: growth factor activity. The transcript is spliced from 7 exons. The record is from RefSeq and is a predicted model, not a curated record.